AUGCGCCCCGUCAGCCUGCUGACGCCUUUGCUCGUACAACUCUAUGCGGCGGAGAAGGAGAUCCUGCUCGACAAGACCCUAGCUGUUCUACCUCAUACAGCUGUGGAACUUGGCCGGUGGCGCGCGAAGCUGGAGAGUUCCGGUGUCGUGCAGGACCCUGAAUGUGAGAAGGAUGUGGUGUGCGGGGGUUUGCGCCCGGAAUGCAAGAAUGCGCAGUGCCAGGAUCUACGAGAAUUCAACGCGUCCGUGGGCGAGUGUAUUUGCGAAAGCCCCAAAGACUGCGGACGUGAGGCUCUGCCUACACCGGCGACCACAUCUAUCACGGGCUGUGCCCAGAUUUGUGAAAAGAACCCUGAGUGCCAAGCUUUUGAAGGGUAUUACCAUCGCCCAGGCAAUUUCGACUGCAAACUCUUCAGGACUCGCCAGAAUCAGGAAAGCGGUGCCCCGGCAACUUUGACAGGCAACGGUAGACGAAAGGCAUCCGAAUACGACGUGUUCUGCUACAACAAGCCAGAUAGAGAAAGUCUCUGUGGCCGCCACGUUGGAUGCCUUGCUACGCCAGGUCACUUCUGCUGUCCCGACCGUCGUGGCGAGCUGCUUCUUUGCUGCUCGACACCAUCUGUGGGAUUGUUCGGCAGUUUCUGCACUGCCAUUCUGGCAUUGAUGUUGGCCUGCUCUGUGUUCUUCAACUGCAGAACCUGGGGCAAGCCAGCCAUCGCCACUCCGGCUAACGAUGUUCCAGGCAGCACCGAUGUCAGCUUCCCAACUCCUGUACGAGGCCACCAGAUCUCGUUGCUCGAAUACAACGAUCUCCAGUCCUCCCUGGGCGCAGCAGGCCGCUACCUCAUCGCUUUUGUGAAUCCAGGCUCUGGAGAUCAGAGCGGCAAGCGCUUCGAGAGACUCUUCGAAGCGCUCUUGGCCCAGAACGGGAAGAUCUGCAAACUUCCGAAUGAUCUCGAGUCUGGACUAAAGCUGGCGGCAGAUCUGCUCCGGGAGAGCCGAGAUGUUGCUCUCUUGGCCUGUGGUGGGGAUGGCACUGUGACCUGGGUCCUCUCUGAGUUGAAUGACAGACGAGAAGCCUUGUUCAAGAACAUCCGGCUACCGCCCGUUGGAAUAGUCCCUCUCGGUACAGGGAAUGAUCUGGCCCGGUCUCUUGGUUGGGGCCCUGCACUCACAGACAACUUUCAGCUGCUGUCCUAUGUUCAGCGUGCUAUGAAGGCCGAGACCGUUCUGCUUGAUCAGUGGCGGCUCACCUUGAGACCUUCCCAUCUUCUGCCGCCAUCUCUUCGUCAACGUGGGACUGUGGAGUUCAUUGGAUACUUUACCAAUUACUUCUCGGUUGGGAUGGACGCCCACACUGCCUACGAAGUUGGGAGAGUGCGGUCGUCGGGUUUCGGUAAGUGUUGCUUUCGGAUGCGCUGCGUCCCACCAUGCCGGUUUCUUCAUGGCGGUCUGCUAUGUUAUGCACUGAAUGGUCCGAACUGUGCGAGAUGUUUGUGCUGUCGUACCCGUGCUCUGAACGACGACCUUGAAGUCAGAUUUGAUGAUGAUCCGGGAACGGUCACAUUUCCGAGCUCCAUCCGCCAAUUCACGCUCACAAACUUGAAUUCCUAUGGUGCAGGCAUGCUAUUGUACGGCAGCGAGGCCGUGCGAAGACAGGUAAGCCCGAAUGAUGGGAGGCUGGAGGUUUUCACCAGACAAGGUCCCUACGGAGUCAUUGGCAUGACCCUGGCCAAGAAGGUCCUGAAGGCCCCAUGUGGCAAUGUGGAUAUCGCCUUUCAGCCACGCCGUGUGGAAAUGCGCCUGAAGAAAGGACAGCACUUCCAGAUGGAUGGGGAACCCUGGGUUCUGAAUGCUGCUUGCACGGCCGUAAUUGAAAGGCAUACCAAAGUGCGUAUGCUUUGCCCGAAUGAGGAUGGUCCUGGAGCAGGUGUUUGGUCAGGUUCCCAGAAAAGGCACUUCUGGCACUCUCGCCGUCAAGGUUCUGCUGCUUCUUCAGCAGGCGAACAGGAACUCUGUGCGUCCCUGGCAUCUCGACCGAGCUCCCAGACGUGA
Molecule: messenger RNA, 2055 nt
Organism: Symbiodinium sp. CCMP2592
Lineage: Eukaryota; Dinophyceae; Suessiales; Symbiodiniaceae
Source: the annotation of a GenBank genome assembly